Molecule: messenger RNA, 1014 nt
Organism: Sungouiella intermedia
Lineage: Eukaryota; Fungi; Ascomycota; Pichiomycetes; Serinales; Metschnikowiaceae
Source: the annotation of a GenBank genome assembly
AUGUCUGCCACUGAUAAAGCCGGCUUGCCCUUCACGGAGCAGCACUACUUCUCCUCAUAUGACCACUUCGGCAUCCAUGAGGAGAUGCUCAAGGACACUAGCAGAACGUUGGCGUACAGAUCGGCCAUGUACAAGAACAAGCAUUUGUUUAAGGACAAGAUUGUUUUGGAUGUGGGAUGUGGAACAGGUAUUUUGUCCAUGUUUGCUGCCAAGGCUGGCGCUAAGCACGUUUACUCGGUGGACAUGUCCAACAUCAUUGAGAAGGCCCGUGAGAUUGUGAGUCUCAAUGGCUUCGAUGACAAAAUCACCUUGUUGCAAGGUAAAUUGGAGGACAUUAAGUUGCCUGUGGACUCCGUGGACAUCAUUGUAUCUGAAUGGAUGGGAUACUUCUUGUUGUACGAGUCCAUGUUGGAUACUGUGUUGUAUGCCAGAGACAAGUACUUGGUUGAAGGUGGUUUGAUCUUGCCAGACAAGUGCUCUAUGUCCAUUGCUGGUAUCGAGGAUGGCCAGUACAAGGAUGACAAGAUUCACUUCUGGGAGGAUGUUUACGGCUUUGACUACUCUCCUUUCAUCAAGGUGGCCAUGGUGGAGCCUUUGGUGGAUACCGUGGACAACAACUCAUUGGUGACCGCUCCAUAUAAGUUUUUCGAGUUCGACAUCAACACUGUGACCAAGGAGGAGUUGUCUUUCCACUCUAGCUUCGAGUUGGAGGCCUUGGACAACGACUUGUGCCAUGCAUACAUUGUUUGGUUCGACUGUGACUUCCCAGGUGACGAGAAGGUGACUUUACCUACUGGUCCAAUGAACCACUACACACAUUGGAAGCAGACUGUGUUCUACAUGGACCAGGUGCUCGACUUGAAGAAGGGAGACACCAUCAAGGGUACCAUUGCUUCCAGACCUAACAAGGUGAACCCACGUGAGGUGGAUGUAGAGAUUGAGUGGGAUCUCCAAACCCAGACAAAGGAUAAGUCCAGAGAGCAGAAGGGUAAGUACAAUUACUUUAUGCGUUAA